Calliphora vicina (urban bluebottle blowfly) is the source of this 526-nucleotide messenger RNA. RefSeq names its product dynein light chain Tctex-type protein 2B. Lineage: Eukaryota; Metazoa; Arthropoda; Insecta; Diptera; Calliphoridae. The coding region runs from base 52 to 465 and encodes 137 amino acids. The record is from RefSeq and is a predicted model, not a curated record. Gene Ontology annotation, cellular component: cytoplasm; cytoplasmic dynein complex. Gene Ontology annotation, molecular function: dynein intermediate chain binding. Gene Ontology annotation, biological process: microtubule-based movement. The transcript has 2 exons.
UAAUUAUUUUUAAUUUUUUAACACACAAUUUUAAUAAAAUAUUAAUUAAAAAUGGGUCACGAAGAAAUAACGCAUAAGCAGGAAGACAAUGAAAAGACUGGUACAAUUAUCACAUCAUACAAAAUGCGUCCCUCAUUGGGAGAAACAUUUAAGGGAAGCACAAUUAAGGAAAUUAUUCGAGAGAUUAUGUUCGAAAAGUUGCAAGGAAAAACAUAUAACACGGAAGAUGUGAAACUCUGGACGAGAGAUAUUGCUGAUGGCAUUAACGCUGCUAUUAAAGAUCGUUUGGUUAUGCCUCGAUAUAAAUACGUUGUACAGGUUAUGUUGGGCCAACAACUUGGAGCUGGAUGUCAUUAUUACUGUAAAUGUUGUUGGGAUGCCGAGUCUGAUUCUCAAACAUCCGAUGUUUUCACAAAUACUAGCCUAUUUUGCGUAACUACUGUUUUUGGCGUUUAUUUGUACUGAAUGAUUAUUAGAUUUUUAUGAAUAUAAUUUUAAUAUAGAUUUACUUAAUUAAAAAAAGGAA